This is a messenger RNA of Tricharina praecox, 1745 nucleotides long. RefSeq names its product MOSC domain-containing protein. Bases 196 to 1272 code for a protein of 358 amino acids. The transcript is spliced from 2 exons. NCBI's taxonomy places the organism in Eukaryota, Fungi, Ascomycota, Pezizomycetes, Pezizales, Pyronemataceae. Gene Ontology annotation, molecular function: catalytic activity; molybdenum ion binding; pyridoxal phosphate binding. The record is from RefSeq and is a predicted model, not a curated record.
UAGAACGUGACCUCUAAUUCUCCGCGAUUCCUUGAUCCCUGCAUGCAACUCGGCCACACUAUGUGCCUACAGUCACAUGCAAACCUCACUCCCUCACCUCCGAUUCACCCUAGAUAGCAGCUAUCACUCCCCCGCACAGCGCACGCAGCGCACCGCACCAAGCCCCGCGCCGCACUGCGUCGCUCACAUCUCAAGAUGCACAUCUCCGCGCUCUACAUCCACCCGAUCAAGUCCCUUCUGCCCAUCCGCGUCACGUCCAGCGUGCUCACACCGCUCGGCCUCGCGCACGACCGAACCUUCGUCCUGAUCCGCGCACCCGACCACACACCGCUACACAUCGGCGAGGUCCCGCAGCUAUGCCUCUUCUCCGUCUCGAUGCCCCCCUCCUCCCUCUCCGACGCCGGCGACGGCACGGCAGUGCUGGAGGUCACGCACACGCUCACCCAAGACUCCUUGCGCCUCCCGCUCGUCCCGCCGCUCGGCGAGCAGACGGAGGUGCGCAUGCAUAACUCGGCGUGCGCAGGGUUCGCGGUGAGUAGUAAUGCGGACGCGUUUUUCUCGAGGCAUCUGGGCUUCGAGGCACGACUGCUGUUCCUCGGUGGCUCGAGCAGGAGGGUGCUCGGGAAUGUUGCCCCGACGACAACACCACCGCCCACGCAGUCGUCGGGUUUUUUGGCAGGCUGGUUUGGAACGCCCGCGGAGAAGGAGGAGAAGGAGAAGGAGAAUGACCCGGCGAUCACGUUCGCGGACUGCGCGCCGCUCCUGGUCGUUACCGAAGCCUCACUCGCCGCCGUCUCCGAGCGCACCGGUGAUAAGGUGGAUAUGCGGAAGUUCCGGCCGAACAUUGUGCUCUCUGCCAACGACGAUGUCGGCGAGAGGGAGGAUGGCGGCGAGGAGGUGGUGCACGCGUGGGAGGAGGAUUACUGGGCCGAACUCGAGAUCGGCGAGAAGCCGGCGGCGCCGGUGACGCUGGUGUGCACCGCGAACUGUGCGCGGUGCACGAGUCUCAAUGUUGAUUUUGCCACCGGGGGGUAUGUGGAGAACGACAGGCAGCCGCUGAAGAAGUUGAUGAAAGAUCGGAGGGUCGAUGAGGGGAUGAAGUACUCGCCGGUGUUUGGGAGGUAUGCGUUUUUACGUAGCGGUGAUGCGGAUGCGGGUGCGGAGGUAGUCGUGAGAGUAGGUGAUCGAGUCACGGUGGUCAGGAGGAAUGAGGACAGGACUGUUUUUUAUUGGCCGGGACUUUCGACGGGAAGCAGAGCCGUGGUGGAGUAGAAGAACACUGGGAAUUGCUACAUACAUAAGUCUUUCCUGGUGUUUGAGAUUCCAGCCUCCGCUGGGACAUAGGCACAUUCCUUAGGUUUUUACAUGGCUAGCUGGGCUGGGGAUUCGGGAAGUCGUAUAGGUAGAUGCACAGGCGUGGUAUGGCUGUGGAAGUUUUGAUACCCGGGUACUAGUAGUCUCUACGUGGGACAUAAGCAGAUGCUUCCAUCGAUUCCCCCAGUCCAGUCCAGCAUGUAUGAUGUGCCCAAGCCCAAGUCUAAACUUCCUACUACCGUUGCAGCGACGGUAAAUUCCAGUACACUCUUGUAUGGUCACAAGAGUGCUACAGCCAAGCCACACCAUCAACAGGCAAGAUGGCCGAGCGGUCUAAGGCGCCAGACUCAAGUUAAGUCUUCUAUCAGCAAACUGGUAGAGUAUUCUGGUCUCGAAAGAGGCGGGGGUUCGAAUCCCCCUCUUGUCAUCAU